Molecule: messenger RNA, 2634 nt
Organism: Verticillium nonalfalfae
Lineage: Eukaryota; Fungi; Ascomycota; Sordariomycetes; Glomerellales; Plectosphaerellaceae
Exons: 1
Coding region: 1-2634 (877 amino acids)
Source: RefSeq, a predicted model, not a curated record
AUGUGGGCAUCCGCACCAUUACCCAUCUACUCCACCACCCAUAACUUCAAAAAGGCAGCUCGGCGGGCUACCAUUGAUAACGACAGCUCGAAGCAGGAUGUCUCCUCAUCAACGUCCCGCCCGAGCACCCGGUCCCGUCCUGACCCCCAAAGCUCCAAGGACAUCGUGUUUGAGCCAGCUGUAGACGGCCCGCCUUCGCCCGAACGAAUCCGUGCUUUCAGUAAACACGUCAAGAGGGUCUCGGCUCUGGAAUCAACCUCUUCAGUUGCAGCUCGUCCUCACGCCACGGAUCGCCCCUCGUGGGAAAACACGCUUGAGCACAUCACCUUGUCCAGGCGAUCCUCCGGCCGGUCAACUUCGAGCAGCAUGCCAUCACGCGAUCGACCAGAGAGUGUUCAAUUGUUCGGAAAGACCAUCUUCAACCGAAAAGUCAGGAUGAGGGCAGAGAGCAAUGCCAAUAGUUCUUCCGGGAGCUCACUCUAUUCGACGGAUCAACCUCUGGAUAGCAACCCCAUACCCCCGCCGAAAGAGCAGCUUAUCCCCGGUCUGUUUGGGCGGCGCAAGAUUCCGAAGACGGACCCUACUUCCGUAGACCGUCCGGCCUCUAGCAGUGGUAACAAGAAACUGCUCAUCUCUGGUCCCUACAACUUUCAGCACGUCACUCACACGCGGCGAGAACACUUGCCUCAAGCACAACGUGAAAGUCGCGCGGACUUCUCGGCUCCUCGUCCACCAAGACCGCCCCCAGCUGCUCCCCUGCUGGGCAUGGAAGGCGACAGUCUUCAUUUCUCCAACUUUUCCUCUGAGGCUCUGGCCAUACGCGAAGAUGGUGCCCCGGUCGAUCUACCCACUCAAAUAUCACCGCGACGCCUACCGCCGCAGCAGUCCCCACCACUUCAACGACAGGCGCCAGGCAUGGUCUCACCACGCCGUCUUAUUAAGCGUACGCGCUCACAGGAGCAGAUGCACAGUGCCGCAUCGCGCUCGGCGGCGCCUCCCCGGCCUCCCAGGGCUCCCGAAGACGUUAUCCCGCCUAUCCCGCCUCCUCGUAUCUCUAGCAGGACGUCGACCCGGUACGACGCGACCGAUUCCUUGAUCGCUGGCUCGUGGGACCGACCAGUCACCGGCGGUGGGUUCCGUCAGCCGAAGCCUUUCCCUCUGCCUGCUGAGAGUGAUACGCUUCCCACAACAGCCGGCGAACUCCUUGCUGCGCGAUCCGCAGAGGUCGAAUCGCCGUCAAGCCCAAUUUUCCCACACGCAAUCACGACGCCUGAUGAUGCUGCGUGGCCCCUGACGACUUCGAGCACCACUUUCGCGUAUGAGACUGCUCUGGCUGAUGUUCCGGAGGAGGAUGAGCAGCACGUAUCAUCACGGCGAUCGCGUCUCAGCUUGGCAAGCAACAACUCCUCCCUGCGCGGAAGUCAUUCGGUUCCAAUGCUGCGCCUGUCGGCACAGCUUCAAGCAGCACAACUCCAGUCCAAAAAUCCUCAUCGGCCCAUGAGUGGUGCUUCCGACACGCUGGGACGAUUCGACGUGAUUGCUGCUCAGCGCGCUCUGAAGGCAGCAUUACAUGAGACGAGCGAGGUUGAAAUCUUGCCUCGUGAAAGCUGGGAAGAUGACAUUGACUAUUGCUACGAACACGAGGCUGAAGCUGACUUUGAGUACGCUUGGGAUCGGCCAUCUCUUGACGGUGAUAGGGAUGAGGAGGUACAUUCUGUGGAUCUGGACGCGACAGCGACGACGGCUUCCUACAGCUUCUGCGUUGACGAGGAUAUCGAGGGUAUUCAGCCAUUGUCUGUUGGGCUUCAACCUGUGCCGGCCCGGCACUUUGACAUUCCGGCCCUCAGUCCUGUUAGUCAAGCGUCGACAGCCACCGGCCACGAGGCCAUCACGCCGACAGUUCCGUUGAUGCCAACAACGUCCAACUUCUCGCAUCCACGAAUCGAAAGUACAUGCCGCAGUCCUACUCAUCUGCAUGUGCGGACUGCAUCCCGUGCAUCUAGCUUCAAAGAAUCCCAUGGUUUCAACCUCUCGCCAUCCCUCCUUAUCCCAGGCGAUUUCCAGCAGCAGAUGGUCAUGGCAGAGUCUCGUGUCGACGGGUAUUCUGAUGAGAUGCUCUCUUCUGGGGCAGUUCGUUUCUCUUACGGCACGGAUGCCCCUGUGGCGUUGAGCACCUCCGGCCUGUACAUUCAUGAUCGCACCAGCACGUCGACGACUGGCUCGAAUUCGACUGGGCAUACCACAUCUAGCGACGAGCGCCACAUCUCAGCAGACUCCAACUUGACUGCCUUGACUCGUUAUACCAGUGGCACCGCCUUCGAGGCGUGGAAUCCCAAGGCUUUAGAUACCGUCGAUCCUGCUGCCCUGGAAUACGACGAAGUCCCACCUCUGUCGUCACCAAAGAGCCCGAAGAGCCCAUGGUCAGAUGGUGGCGAUGUCAUGUCCCGCUCCAUGGGGGAUAUACGGGACGAGGAGAGGCGUAUCGCAGCCAGUGCAGGGCGUGACAGUGUGCAGUCCACCAGAAACAAAGAAACAUACAGACAUAGGCGUCAGAGGGCACAUACCACGAGUUUGAGCACCCCGGCUGGCGGCUAUGCUCUUUUCCCGCCUGCUUACGCUGGCAACCGGAUCUGA